Lottia gigantea (owl limpet) is the source of this 750-nucleotide messenger RNA. RefSeq lists its product as hypothetical. The record is from RefSeq and is a predicted model, not a curated record. The coding region runs from base 1 to 750 and encodes 249 amino acids. The transcript has 2 exons. Lineage: Eukaryota; Metazoa; Mollusca; Gastropoda; Lottiidae.
AUGAUAAGAAGAAUCACAGAAGAAGAACUACAGAAGAAGAUCUCUACAGAAGAAGAACACAGAAGAACUCUUACAGAAGAAGAACUACAGAAGAACUCUUACAGAAGAAGAACUAUAGAAGAAGAACUACAGAAGAACUCUUACAGAAGAAGAACUACAGAAGAAGAACUACAGAAGAACUCUUACAGAAGAAGAACUAUAGAAGAACUCUUACAGAAGAAGAACAAUAGAAGAACUAUAGAAGAAGAACUACAGAAGAACUCUUACAGAAGAAGAACUACAGAAGAACUCUUACAGAAGAAGAACUACAGAAGAAGAAUUACAGAAGAACAACCACAGAAGAUCAACUCUACAGAAGAAGAACUACAGAAGAAGAACUCUACAGAACAAGAACUACAAAAUAAGAACUACGGAAGAAGAACUACAGAAGGAGAACUCAACAGAAAAACAACCACAGAAGAAGAACUACAGAAGAAGAACUCUACAGAAGGAGAAUUACAGAAGAAGAACUACGGAAGAAGAACUACAGAAGGAGAACUCUACAGAAGAAGAAUUACAGAAGAAGAACUACAGAAGAAGAACUACAGAAGAAGAACUCUACAGAAGAAGAAUUACAGAAGAAGAACUACAGAAGAAGAACUACAGAAGAAGAACUCUACUGAGAAAGAACUACAGAAGAAGAAUUACAGAAGAAGAACUCUGCUGAGAAAGAACUACAGAAGAAGAAUUACAGAAGAAGAACUCUACUGA